AGCUAACGGCAGCCGUGCCAGACCUGAGAGGUCGAACCCCGACAUCAUCGAUCACCAUCGGGCAGGUGGGUCUGUCGGUACCGUACACGCAGCAGCCGUGUGCUAUCUUAGCUUAGCUUAGUUUAGCCUAGCGGGAUGAUUGGUCUGAUUUCCAGAUAACCUGCAGCCACGCCAACAUGACGGACUACUCGGAGGAGCAGAGGAACGAGCUGGAAGCGAUAGAGUCCAUCUACCCGGACUCCUUCACGGUGCUUUCAGAUGAGCCCACCAGCUUCACCAUCACCGUGACAUCAGAUACAGCGGAGAAUGGGGAAACAGCAGUGGAAGCAACAUUAAAGUUCACGUAUGUGGAGAAAUACCCGGACGUGGCUCCGCUGUGGGAGAUCCACUCCCAGGAGAACCUGGAGGACAGUGACGCCGAAGACAUCCUCACCUUACUGCAGCAGCAGGCAGACGAAAACCUGGGCAUGGUGAUGAUCUUCACCCUGGUGACGGCCGUCCAGGAGAAACUCAACGAAAUGGUGGAUGUGAAGACAAACAGACGAGAGGAGGAGGCGCGGCGGAAAGAGGCCGAGGCAGAGGAAGCAGAGAAGGUGUUGUUUCAAGGCACAGUGGUAACCAUUGAGAACUUCCUGGCGUGGAAAGCCAAGUUUGAGCUGGAGAUGGCCGAGCUGAGGAGGAAGCGGCAGAAAGAAGAGGAGCAGGCAGGGAAACCCAAACUCACCGGUAAACAGCUGUUUGAGACCGACCACAACCUGGACACAUCUGACAUCCAGUUCCUUGAAGACACUGGAAACAACGUUGAAGUGGAUGAGUCCCUGUUCCAGGACAUCGAGGACUUGGACUUGGACGAGGACGACCCUGACUUUGACCCUUUAGAGAUGGGGAGUGAUGAGGACUAAUGCAGGACUGCUGGAGACGGACAGCAGACACAGUUCCUUUUCAAAGACUCUGACAGUAGUUCAGCCACCUGUGUUCAUUUCUCUGCCAGAACCAUUAAAGUGACCCAACAAACGUGUGCCUUGGCUCUGGUGCUGUUUGACAUGCAGGACAUCCAGGGACGGGCCACAAGACUUCACUGCCAUUAAAGCAGCUAAGCCCCAACAUAGAAAUAUACUUUAGUAAAAGUACUGCACUUAAACUUUGAAUUAUUUAGGUCAAAGUAAGCAAACUAUAGAAAACUUACUAUUCCUGACUUUGAACAUGAAAAGCACUCACGGAGUUUCA
Etheostoma cragini (Arkansas darter) is the source of this 1227-nucleotide messenger RNA. RefSeq names its product RWD domain containing 1 (gene rwdd1). Bases 177 to 902 code for a protein of 241 amino acids. The record is from RefSeq and is a predicted model, not a curated record. The transcript is spliced from 7 exons. NCBI's taxonomy places the organism in Eukaryota, Metazoa, Chordata, Actinopteri, Perciformes, Percidae. Gene Ontology annotation, molecular function: protein binding. Gene Ontology annotation, biological process: cytoplasmic translation.